This is a messenger RNA of Monopterus albus (swamp eel), 2597 nucleotides long. RefSeq names its product protein kinase, cAMP-dependent, regulatory, type II, alpha A (gene prkar2aa). The record is from RefSeq and is a predicted model, not a curated record. The transcript has 11 exons. Gene Ontology annotation, cellular component: cytosol; cAMP-dependent protein kinase complex. Bases 731 to 1906 code for a protein of 391 amino acids. NCBI's taxonomy places the organism in Eukaryota, Metazoa, Chordata, Actinopteri, Synbranchiformes, Synbranchidae. Gene Ontology annotation, molecular function: protein kinase A catalytic subunit binding; cAMP-dependent protein kinase inhibitor activity; cAMP binding. Gene Ontology annotation, biological process: negative regulation of cAMP-dependent protein kinase activity.
ACGCCUCCUAAGGUUUGUGUGGAGGUAGCGGUUGAUUCGUGAAUGUACAUUAGCAGAGUGCCUCGGAGUGAGGGUGGAAACGUGUUUUUACUUUAUUUUUUGCAUGCUUCUGACGCUGUAAAUAGCUGCCAUAUUGCUGGAAUAAGGUUGAAAAGUGUUUCGCUCGGUACUUCGGGCUGUACUUAGUUUGGUGGGUGCAACGCUGUAGUUAAACCCGGAGAUUAGGAUUUGUCACCUGGCUAAUGUUACAGCCUCUGAUUUACUUGUGUGUCGAAGAGUGGAGACGCUAGGUAGUUGACAAAAGAAAACAGCAUUAGCUACUAAGUAGUUAACAAGUCAGUCGGUUAGCCUGAUAGCCUGCCAGUACUCCCUACCGCCACAACAAGUCCCACCCUCACCAAGUGCGUGGACGUCGCAAGAAGCUGCAGCGGUGAAGUCGAGUGCUUUUUCCUGUCAACUUAGCCAGCAUCGCGGUACAGCUGGCUGGCGAGCUAAAACACAGGUCGAAACGUUGGCCAGGUGACGGUAGCGUUAAAUUGUUGGCUUCACGUUGUACUGGUGUCUUCUGUGGAGGCUUACUGUUGCUACACUGGCAAAGAGACUGGCUAAAAAGAAGAGGCGAAAUAAGAGAGAACAAGGAAGACACCGAGAAGGAGGGGACGGGCUAAUUUAGCCGGGGAGACUGAAUCGCAUAUAGAUAGCAUACGGCACCACCAACCCAUACACAGCCAUGAGUAUUGAGAUACCGGUGGGGUUGACAGAACUGCUGCAGGGUUACACUGUGGAGGUGUUGCGGCAAAGGCCGUCAGACCUGGUGGAUUUUGCUGUACAGUACUUCACCCGUUUGCGGGACACCAGAAGUCAGGAUGGGGCCAGCGCCGGUGGCAAAAUGGGGAAAGGGGUGAUGUUUGAUGGAGAGCCAAUGCAAACAGAAUCCAACGGAGAUGAUGAUGAAGAUGAUGACUCUGACUUUGAACCUCCACCACCCAGCAGAUUCAACAGGAGAGUGUCAGUGUGUGCAGAGGCAUUCAACCCAGACGAGGAUGACGAGGAUACGGAGCCCAGAGUCGUACACCCAAAAACAGAUGAACAGCGCUGUAGACUGCAGGAGGCCUGCCAAGACAUCCUUCUCUUCAAAACACUAGAUCAGGAACAGUUCUCUCAGGUGCUGGACGCCAUGUUUGAGUUACGGGUUCAACCCCAGGAGCAUGUUAUCGACCAGGGACAUGAUGGAGACAACUUUUACGUCAUAGAGAGGGGUGUGUAUGACAUAGUGGUAUCAGGAACAUGCGUGGGUCAGUAUAACAAUAAGGGCAGCUUCGGCGAGCUGGCACUCAUGUACAACACGCCACGCGCCGCCACCAUCAUCGCCACCCAGGAGGGUGCACUUUGGGGUCUGGACCGAGCCACAUUUCGUAGACUCAUUUUGAAGAACAAUGCCAAGAAGAGGAAGAUGUACGAGUGCUUCAUUGAGUCUGUGCCCUUACUCAAAUCACUGGAGGUAACAGAGAGGAUGAAGAUAGUGGACGUAUUAGGCGUAAAGCAGUUCUCAGAUGGUGAGCGCAUCAUCACACAGGGAGACAAGGCUGACUGCUUUUACAUUGUAGAAUCUGGGGAGGUCAAGAUAAUGAUGAAGAGUAAAACUAAAGCAGCCCACGCAGACAAUGCAGAGGUGGAGAUAACACGCUGUAGCAGGGGUCAGUACUUUGGGGAGCUGGCCUUGGUCACUAACAAGCCCCGGGCCGCCUCAGCCUAUGCAGUGGGUGAUGUCAAGUGUUUGGUAAUAGACGUGCAGGCUUUCGAGCGCCUCCUGGGUUCCUGUAAAGAGAUCAUGAAGAGGAACAUCGCCCACUAUGAGGAACAGCUGGUGGCCCUGUUCGGCUCCAGCAUGGACCUGAGAGACUGAGCCUCCCACACCAUCCUCUGUGCCUUCUAUUACACAUACACACAGACACACACACAGACAUGUCCUCUCUCACAUCAUGCAGUGGCUAUACAGACUCAUAAAAAGCUUUACACAGCCGUGCAAACAUAAGAAGUUCACCUGCUGGUACCUAAAUCCUCAAACAGUACGAACACACCCUUUCACACCUGCGUACAUUUACACUGACGCUAUGUAGGCACUGAGAGACGCACACUUCACUCAGUCUGCUCACCCUCGUGCACAUUCUAGCACAUCACACUCCUGGAUAUGCUCUCUCAGCAGAUGAAUACACCCACACAGAAAGCUAACUAAAGGCCACACACCUUGUUGCUUGAGCCAGCUGCAACCUCUCAGUAUGAAAGUCUUUACUGCAAGUACCUUAAUACAGGUAAAGCAGUGUAAAGACACAAAACACACACACAUAUGUGCACACUCCAUACACAUUUAAAAACACAUCAUCAUGGUCAUAUGUGCAGGCGUUAACCAUCACAUGAGCGCUUGACAGCUCAGAGUUGUUCCAACAAGCAUCAGCCAAGGACACACACACACACACACACACACACACAGGUACAGAUACUGAUACUCAACAACACACAGGCAACCACACUUGCAAAAACGGACACAUUGUGGUAAAAAGGAGACAAACUUUAAAAAUCUCUGAAAAGGAAAAAAA